CUGCAGCCUCAGGCAGCGCUGCCCAGAGCGAGAGGAAGAUGAAGGUGGCUGUGCUCAGCGUGGCCCUGCUCUUCUCCAUCCUGCUGUGCCCCCCGGCAAAGGCCAAGGGUCUCCGGAUGCCUUUGGAUCGCUGCCCUCCACCUAAGAUGCCUGGACCCCCCCCGUGGGCCGCUGCCAAAUCAAGGAAGCUGGAGUGAGAGCGGGGCUGGACCUGUGCCACAGGUGGGAUGGACUCUGCACCAGCGCAGGCCUCAGGCAGCGCUGCCCAGAGCGAGAGGAAGAUGAAGGUGGCUGUGCUCAGCGUGGCCCUGCUCUUCUCCAUCCUGCUGUGCCCCCUGGCCCAAGCCAAGGCACUCCUGGAAGGAACCCAAGAUGACCUCCGAGAGCUGGAUUUAGACAAUGUAGCGGUCCUGGAGACGCCUGCCGGUGUCAGACCCUCCCCUUUCAUGGCCACCACAGCCCAGGCCAUCCCAGUCUGUCCCAGCACAGGCCAGUGCACCCCUCCUGACAGCCCAGACAAUGCCUUUCCCCAGGGCUCCUCACCAGGGAAGCCUUUCCCCAGGGCGCCUGCUGCAAUCCCAUCCCGGUCACCCCAGGACCCCCUGGAUGAGCCAGGAUGCAGCCCCUGCCCCAGCUGUGCCUCUUGGCCAGGAGCCCAGUGCUUCUGGGCAGGAGCACAGCAGUCCUGCACCCCAUUGCUCCCACAGCCCCUUCCCUAAGCCCCCCUGCUCUGCCCUGCCUCCCAGUUGAGCCCAGUGCCCCCAGUGUGUCUCUAACUCUGCCUUUGUCCCCAGCCCCCUGUGGCUAAAGUGCUGCGUGCUCUUCUGCGGCAGAAGCGCCUGGCUGCCUCUCUGGAUG
Messenger RNA from Haemorhous mexicanus (house finch), 858 nucleotides. RefSeq lists its product as uncharacterized. The coding region runs from base 228 to 719 and encodes 163 amino acids. The record is from RefSeq and is a predicted model, not a curated record. The transcript has 5 exons. Lineage: Eukaryota; Metazoa; Chordata; Aves; Passeriformes; Fringillidae.